Messenger RNA from Acromyrmex echinatior (Panamanian leafcutter ant), 1374 nucleotides. RefSeq lists its product as uncharacterized. NCBI's taxonomy places the organism in Eukaryota, Metazoa, Arthropoda, Insecta, Hymenoptera, Formicidae. The record is from RefSeq and is a predicted model, not a curated record. Gene Ontology annotation, molecular function: oxidoreductase activity.
AUGUGUGAGCAAAUAAGCGCUAUAAAUCAAUAUUACAAAAUCUUAAUAUAUGAUAAGAUCAACAAAGAGGAAGCACUGAACAAGAUAUCCACUUUACACGAAAAUCUGAAAUUUAAGAAUAAUAAUAAGUUUUCCGAUAGAUACUUUGAAACAGCUUCUGUAAUAGAAAAGAAUUUAUCUCUUUUCAAAUCUGUUUGUAACCAUGUGGAUAUUAUUACUACUCUUCUUGAUCAUUUGCAUGCUAACGGAACAAAAUUGAUGUUUAAUAACGAGAAAUACAAUACUGAUGAUUUCAACAUAAUAUACUUAAUGUUGAUUAUAUGUGAAGAACGCGAGAUUUCAACAUUUUUGAGAAAGGCUAUUAUCGAUAAUUCUGUUCUGGCAGAUAAAUUUUAUGACAUAACAUUACUAAUUUCAAAUUACACCGCAGAGAUGAUUGUGUUCGAAGAUUCAGAUUUACAUGCAAUUAUUACCUAUUUGAAGAUUAAACCUUGUUUUCUAAAUGAAUUAUUUACAAACUGCAAAGAUUGUUCCUUACGUUUCAAUAUGGUGUCUAUAUGGUCAGAAGACAGUAUAUCUGCAAAAACAUUAGCAAUGAAACUACAAAAGGAUCUUAUAUUCAUAAAUACUAUUUUCGAGUUUGGUACUGGUAUUAAGCUUCCUUCCCAGAAAACAGUGUUUAGAACUUUUCAUUUCUUUUUAUAUAAUAAUGAUGAAUAUAUACUUGAAAAUGAAGAUAAAAUAAAUUUGAACGCAUAUACAAGUUCAGUUUACAAUCAUUUUUAUAAUGGUACAUGGCAAAAGCCUGUAAGUGAUACAUACUGGAUACAUAAUGAUAAUAUAUAUGCACACGCAACAAGAGCAGAUAUAAAGAGAGCCUCAGAUUCAGCUUUAGAAGCGUUUAAAAGUUGGAGUAAUUUGCCUCUUAAUUCUAGAAUAGAAAUAUUAAAUAAUCUUGCAUAUACAUUAGAAUACAAUGGCAAAUAUCUAUUAGCAAAGACAGUAUCAAAAUGUACAAAAUUAUUAAGUAAGAUGCGUAAACAUACGUUAGCCUCAGAUGAAAAAUUGGAACUAAUCACCAUUAAUGCACCAGGAGGUGUAAUUCCUAUCUAUCAUAUUGAUGAAGUUGUAUUGUUUAGUUAUUUAACAGUAUCUCUAUAUUUUGGCAAUUGUGUUCUUCUACUAUAUACUAAAAAUUCGUGCAAUAUAACACCAUAUUUUAAUAUGUUUUCAACAGCUGAGGUACCUCCAGGUGUUAUAAAUUUAAUAUCUCAUAAAAAUAUAUCUUUCUUUGUUCAGUCUUCGAAUCCUCCACUACCUCAACAAAUAAUAGAGGUUACUCUACCGAAGAAUAUUAUACUUCCUCUUAAAUAA